AUUUUCUUUGCCAGAACGUCACAAACUACAAAAUAGUUUCCACAAGUUUAUUCUUUCAGACUAAACUUAGCCACAACAUGUAUUUUGUAUUAACUAAAUGUGCGUUUUUGUUGUUUAUGUUCAUCAAAAGUGGUGAAUCUACAGUAAAAUGCUACCUGUGUUCGACCAAAGAUAACGAAACGAUGUGCAAAAACCCAGAAACUUACAAUCUACCACUGAGAAAAUGCGAUUCCGACGCCUUGGACAAUACCAAACAUUUUGCUCAUCGUAUCGACCCAAGUUAUGAGAAAAUUUUUGAAGUUGACUCUUCGGACAUCUCGAAAAACUUGGACCUGGACUGUUUAAAAGUUGUAACAAAAACUGGCAAUAAAGAGCACAUCAUCAGGGGCUGUCAACUGGCAGAACAGAGCAGUCUGGACAUCUGUGCCAGAAUGAAAAAAGCCGACAACAGCUUCCUGAAGAAAGUUCACUGUUCCAGAUGCAACAAAGACGGAUGCAACACUGCAUCGGCACGCUAUAAAACCAACUUGUUCUUAAUGUCAACAACUAUCUUUGUAUCAGUAGCCUACGCGACACUCAAAUUUUGAAAUUUUUUGAAUUGUUAAUCAUGCGAAAGCAGACAGUAUUAAAAUAAAGUAAAACUU
This is a messenger RNA of Sitophilus oryzae (rice weevil), 644 nucleotides long. RefSeq lists its product as uncharacterized. NCBI's taxonomy places the organism in Eukaryota, Metazoa, Arthropoda, Insecta, Coleoptera, Curculionidae. The record is from RefSeq and is a predicted model, not a curated record. The transcript has 3 exons. Gene Ontology annotation, biological process: sleep; positive regulation of voltage-gated potassium channel activity; regulation of synaptic transmission, cholinergic. Bases 78 to 587 code for a protein of 169 amino acids.